This is a messenger RNA of Linepithema humile (Argentine ant), 2266 nucleotides long. Lineage: Eukaryota; Metazoa; Arthropoda; Insecta; Hymenoptera; Formicidae. The record is from RefSeq and is a predicted model, not a curated record.
UCAACGCAUACCAUUUAACAUUUUUAAAACCCGUUUUUCUGGCAUUCAGUUUUCUGAUGAGCAUCGUGCAUACUUCUACCGAAGCAGAUUUAUCUUUGGCUCUUCAAAACUGUCAUAGAUUCAAGUGUUUUAACAGUGUAUUUGGCUAAAAAGGAAAACUAAUUGAUUUUAGUGAAUUCGACGCGUCAUUGACAAUGUAUCGACCAAGUUUUGCAUUUUGGUACUGCGUGUUUCUGCUGUUAAUUACAUCCUUGGGAAAGAACGACGAAAGUCAGGAACAAUUCACAAACGGCGAUGAAUGGAGUGACAAUUCAACGAUGCCAUACGAGCUUAACGCAAAUUCUAUGAGAAAUCAAGGCAACCAGACAACAUUAAUGCGUUAUAAUUCGCGCGAAAAUUCUGUGAAAAAUGAAAGUGAAACUAAUUCUAUGCAUGAACUUGAUGGAAAUUCCAAAAAGGAUGACGACCAUAAUAUCGUUCUGUAUGAAAUGUGUAACGAUACUUGCGUACAGCAUUGCUGCAGUUUGGUUCUAAACAAUUGCAAGGAAGCGAAGAUGAAGAAUUUUAUGAAUAACAAUAAUAAUUUGACGCUGAAUGACUUGCUUGGCCAAUAUUCAUAUUUAUUUAUUGACUAUUCAUGCGCAGAAGAGAAGAUUCCAUUUGACAUUAUGAAUAAUGAAAACACGAUGUUUUUCGACAACAGCUCUUUAAACUUAUCACGUCACGAUAGAUUUAUUUCAUUGAUAUCUAAGUGUUUGAAUAUUUCGCGUCGCUAUAUAGAUGUCUGCGAUGGCAUUGUAAAUCAGAUUAAAGAAUCGAGAAAAAUAUAUAUUGACGUUGUCGCUGCAGUUUUCAUAGCAUCUUUGUUGUGUCUUUUGAUGACAUUCAUCGUGUAUUCAAUAUGUUCAGAACUUCAAAAUAUGCACGGAUAUGCAUUGCGUUCACAUGUGGUGUCAUUGUUCGUCGCACACACGAUUUUUCUAAUCGUCGAGAAAGACUACUUUGAAGAGUCGUAUCCUGCCUGCGUUGCAGAAUCCUUACUAUACUAUUUCUGUUAUUUGGCGAGCUUGCUAUGGCAAAAUGUGAUAUGUUUCGACAUUUUACGGACAUUUGGAGCAUUUCGUAUAUUACGAAAAAGCAUAAAGCAAUCAAAGAAAAAAAUGUUUCUCAUGAGUUCGUUCUAUGUGUGGGGAAUCGCUAGCAUUUACAUCAUCAUUUGUACUAUAAUGGACUUUGUUCCUCGUUUUGUGCCUGAUGAUAUUCGACCAAAUAUCUGCAAAGAGUCGAAUUUCGGAUUUGCGCAUUACGCACUUGUUGCAUACUUUGACAUACUCGUAAGUAUUAUUAUUAUCUGCAAUAUAUGUUUUUUUAUUUUUACAAUGUUACACAUUGUAUACGUCACAAAGGACACUGACCGUUUUCUAAAAGAUGCAGAAAGCAAACGCCAUACUCAUGAUAAGCAAAGAUUUAUGAUGUACCUAAAACUGUUCCUCUUGAUGGAUAUAAACAUGACCCUAAAAUGGACUUUAAGUAUGAUCCUUCAAAGCAUUGGGAAGGAAAUGCCAUUCUACGUUCUAAUUAUCAUGGAUACAAUGGAAGGCCUGCAAGGCCUCAUCAUUUUCAUUGUAUUUGUUUGCAAGAGAAGAAUCAUACGAUUACUGCUGAAACAAUUCGGUUGUGAAAACAGUUAUUUGUAUGGCAGAACAUCAACGAGCAACAACUGUCGUACCACAACUUCGCAUACUUCUUCCACAGUGAUAGAGCAAGAACUCAGUUCUAGCGAGCAGGCUAAUUCUCGUGUAAGGAGUUCGUCUGAAGUGGUCGAAAACACUACAAUUUAGCACGAUUUGAUUAACUCUGAUGUUUAACGACACAGAUAUUUCCAACGUAAUUUUAUAUUUUACUUCUUAAAUGUUAUUUUUAAUUUUUAUUUCUCUAUUUUAAUUGUCAUAUAUAUUAAUUGUUACAUUUGUACUUUAUAAAUCAAGGUACUUAAAUUCCCUAAACACCACAGAAUGUUAUUAUAUUGUAUAUCGUAUGAAGAAAACGUGUUUAAAUUGUACAAUAUAAGCGUAGUAUAAUCGCACCGACUAGCGCGCAAAGAUUAAUUACACAUUUUCGAUCUUCCUGUUGUCUAUUGCUUCCUGCUACAAACGCUACAGAGUAUCGAACGUAUCUGUGUGAUGAUACUCGUUUUAUAUUUUUGUAAUAUAAAAUAUAUAUGACAAAGUACGGGUCAAAUUUCCAUAAUUUUGUACAUAAUACA